Messenger RNA from Sinocyclocheilus grahami, 564 nucleotides. Its product is annotated as atypical kinase ADCK3, mitochondrial-like. The record is from RefSeq and is a predicted model, not a curated record. Bases 55 to 426 code for a protein of 123 amino acids. The transcript is spliced from 3 exons. Gene Ontology annotation, biological process: ubiquinone biosynthetic process. NCBI's taxonomy places the organism in Eukaryota, Metazoa, Chordata, Actinopteri, Cypriniformes, Cyprinidae.
UCUGACUGUGUCUGUGAAUGUGCAGGUCUGUUCCCGGAGCAUUUGAUAGAUGUGAUGCGACGUGAGCUGGCGCUGGAGUGUGAUUACAUAAGGGAAGCCAAGUGUGCUCGGAAAUUCAAGGAACUCCUGAAAGAUCACCCUUUCUUCUACGUGCCAGAGGUAAUCGACGAACUCAGCAGCCAGCACGUCCUCACCACCGAACUGGUGCCUGGAUUUCCCUUGGAUCAGGCUGAUGGACUUUCACAAGAGUUGAAAAAUGAGAUCUGCGAGAACAUCCUCAGCCUGUGUCUGAGGGAGUUGUUUGAGUUCAGAUACAUGCAGACAGAUCCUAACUGGUCCAAUUUCUUUUAUGAUCCACAAACCCACAGGGUAAGAGCUAUGUUCACUAUCACUGAUCUUUCCUGGUUAUUUACACUGCUGGUUUAGACACACUUGGCUUAAUUUGCUGUAAACCUGCUUGAAUCCUGGUGUCUUUGAAGAAGCUGAAAUAUAAGAGUGUUUUGAUGUAUUAAACAUUUGUUUGGUCACGACAUAAUUCCCUUACUUUCAUUUGUUAUAUCAUAG